UCCUUUCUUUUUUUUUUUCGUUGUUAAAAAUGGCUGAUAUUUAUCUUGAUCCUGAAUUCAAAGAUUUAAAACUAGAACAGGUAGCUCUUUUAAAUCUCGAAAAUAGUAAAACAAGAGAAAAGUAUUUGACUGCUGCCACAAAGACUGAGGCUUCUCAACAAUCCAACUUGAAUAAUCCUCGAGAUUAUCAAUAUGAAAUAUUCAAAAAAGCUAUCGUCGAAAAUGUUAUUGCUGUUUUAGAUACAGGAGCGGGAAAAACUUUGAUUUCUGUUAUGCUCAUUAAGCACAUGUUAUCCAUUGAAAAUGAAAAACAGUGUGAAAACAAGGAUUAUAAAAAAAAAAUUACAUUUUUCAUUGUUGAUCGUGUUCCAUUAGUUUUCCAACAAGGUGGUGUGAUUAAAGCAAAUUGCGAUGCUAAUAUAAAAGAGCUGUGUGGUGAAAUGAAUGUAGACUCUUGGGAUAAAGAAAUGUGGAGAGAAAUUUUCGAGAAUAAUGAUAUUUGUAUUUUAACUGCUCAGAUUUAUUUGGAUGUCUUGCGUAGAAGUUUUCUUACAUUAGAUGAAGUUAACUUGAUGAUAUUUGAUGAAUGUCAUCAUGCAGUGAAAGGCCAUCCAUUCAAUCUUAUUAUGUAUGAAUUUUAUCACCAAUGGCGUUUAAAACCUAAAAUUUUUAGUAUGACAGCUUCACCUAUAUGCUCCUCAUCAAAGAAAAUUUUUAAUAGCAUCAUUAUCCUGGAAACAAAUCUUAAUUGUAAGGUCUAUACUGCAAUAAAUACACCUAGUCUACAACUUGCUGCCAACAAACCAUUGGAAUCUAUUGUUUAUUAUUCCAUGAUGCCUAUUCGUGACGCAUCUUCUUCAUAUAGGCUAUACUCGAAACAAAAAUAUAUAGAAUACGAUAUGUCUCAAUAUUAUUUUCCGUUUCGUUAUAAACAACGUUCACAAUUAACUACACUUAUUAUGAAUAAAAUAGAGUAUAUUCACGGAUUUAACUAUUUAUUGAAUAUGAGUGACUAUAUUUCAGAUUAUUUAGGUCCUUGGUGUUCUGAUAGAUUAUGGAAAGUGUUACUAUAUGACUGUAUACGCCGCAAUGAUUUUGUCAUUCCUACAAGCGCUAAUCGUUAUACUAGUGGUUGCCAAUUUAGUAAAAAAGAUAGGGAUGCAUUGGAGGAGGCUUAUUCCAUCUGCCUCCAACAGGAUCAAAAUAUCGUUUGUCAACCUGAUAUCAAUGAUGCGUGUCUCUUUACACCAAAGGCAAAGGCUUUAAUUGAAUGUUUAAGACGUAUAGUCUCUCAACAAGAUCAUGAAGGGUUUUUUGGCAUUAUAUUUGUUGAACGUCGUUACACAGCGAUGUCUAUUAAAUUACUUAUCGAGCAUUUUAUCGAGUUUAAAGAUAGUAUUCAAAGUGAUAUAUUAAUUGGUCAUGGCUCGGAUAGUAUAAAGGAAUUGGGACAAAAAUACACUGAACAAAACAGAAUAAUUGCAAAAUUCAAAAGGGGUGAAAUAAACCUGCUAAUAGCAACAAAUAUAGCAGAAGAAGGUCUUGAUAUUCAAUCAUGUAAUUAUGUUAUUAGAUUUGAUAUGUUCACGACUUUAAUUGCAUAUAUUCAGUCAAGGGGACGUGCAAGAAAGAUGAAUUCAAAGUAUAUCAUGUUAGUCAACCAGCUUGAUCCGAAAGAAAUAAAUUUAUUUCAAAGGACUACAGUAGCUGAAAAUCAAAUGAAGGAAUUUUGUUUAUCUUUACCAGCGAAUAGAAACCUUGCCCUCCAAUUUGAUUUAGAUGAAGACCUUCCAAAAAAAAUCAAAGAAGAGAUGAAUAAAACAUAUUUGGCUGAUGCUUACCGAGUCCCUAGCACAGGUGCACUCUUGACGAUAUCAAAUGCAAUUUCCUUGAUAUACCAAUAUUGUGAUUCCUUACCGUCUGACAUUUUUUGUAACUUGAAGCCUAUUUACAAGUUUAUCUCACUUAAUCAAUCGCAGGUGGAAUGCGUAUUAACUCUUCCUAUCAAUGCUAAUUUUAAGACACAUUAUAGCUGUAUAGAUAUAUCUCGAGAUGAAGCUAAAGCAAAAGUGUCCUUAGAGGUAUGUAUUGCACUUCAUCUCUCUGGUGAAAUUGAUGACAAUCUGGUACCCAAAUCAAAGACCUUUAAAAAAAGAAAGAUAAUAGAAGAAAGAAAUGAAGAUUACGAGAUGAUGAUGGUGACGACGACGACGACGGAUGAUAGAUUACUAGAAAAACAAAAUCAAGAAGCAUUUUACGAGAAAAGACAUCCAACCUUUUGGUUUACCGACACGGGUUCAGAUCAUAAUUCAGAAAAAUUUUGGAUAUCCUUAAUAGACUUUAAUACUUUACAAGAUCUAGACGGUAUCAGCGUUAGACCCAUGUGUUUGAUUACAAGAAAGCCUUUACCUUUUAUCCCAGACAUCGUAUUGUACAAUAAUAAUGUCCAGUUUAAGGUCUCUAUUAAAAGUCAACCCCAGUCUUUCGUCUUUGACUCUAAUGAACACAUUGAAAUCUUAAAAAACUAUCUUUUUUUAUUUGUAAAAUCCGUCACUAACAAAGAAUUUUCCUGCACUGAAGACAUUGCCUACUUUUUGGCACCUCUAUAUAAAAACAUAAAUCAAUCAUCAAGCUUAUUACAAGAUAAUAUUGAUUGGAAAGAAAUCGAAAAGACAAUUAAUCAUGAUGGAAGACAGUACCUUUCUUUCACUCAUCUAGAGACGAACUAUGAUGAUGCCAUUGUGAUUGAUUCUAACAAUCGGCAUCAUUAUUUUGUAAAAGGGAUUCAUACUGACAUGAAUCCAUUAUCAAAGAUCUGUGUAAACCCCAAUGAUUCUGAACUGAAUGAGACUCAAUGCUCUGAAGAUAGUUAUGAAACUUAUCUCGAGUAUUAUCAAAAUCAGCCCCAUUCUACUAUGACCACAAAGACUGUUAUUUCGGAUAUGAAUCAACCUUUAUUAUGUGUUGAAAGAGCGAAAAAAAGCAAAUUAUUUUCCUUGGUUAAAAAAAUGAAUGAUGAUCACAAGGAGGAACAGCUAAAGAAAGAAGAAUCAGGUACUAUUUGGCUGGCUCCUGAAAUAUGCCAACUCUAUCCUGUCAGUGCUAGUGUAUACCAAGCAUCAAGAAUAAUACCAAGUGUUAUUUCACAAUUAGAUGCAACUUUACUUUUCUAUGAUGCUAAAGAAAGCUUAUGCCUUUCAAAUAAAAUUAAUAUAGAAUUGAUAUUUGAAGCUUUCACAACCACAUCAUCACAUGCUAGUAAAGAUUACCAACGGUUAGAAUUCCUUGGAGACUCUGUACUUAAAUUUAUCGCUUCUACAAAAACAUUUGUACAGUAUCCUUCAAGUAGAGAAGAUGAAUUAAGUGAAAUUCGGACAAGGAUGGUUAGCAAUAAGACACUUUUUAAAUUAGCCAUACAAUUGAAGUUAUAUCAUUACAUCCAUAGUCAAAAUAUAGCUUAUCGAAUGUGGAGACCGUUUCAAUUUGUUAGCCCUACAGAUAGUCCAGAAAUAGUCAAGACACUUCAUUUCCAUAAGCUUUCAGAGAAGACACUAGCAGAUGUAAUUGAGUCCACUUUAGGAGCUGCUUAUGUAAGUUCCAACAAUUAUGAUAUUCAGGAGGUACUCUAUACAGCUCGUCAGCUUUUGAUACCAUUAGAUCCUAUUGUAGAUUGGAAGGAUUUUUUGACAACGUAUACAGAUCGAAGAAAGGAAUAUGAUAUACAGUCUUUAUAUAAUCCAUCUUUAAGAGAAGUAGAUAUCGAACGAGUCUCUCAUAUUAUCGGUUACUCAUUUACAGAUGAAUCCCUCAUUGUUGAAGCAUUGACACAUGCCAGCAUAAUCACCUCAAGCGUGCCCUGUUACCAACGGUUAGAAUUCUUGGGUGAUGCAGUGCUUGAUUUAUGUGUGACUCGAUACCUUUUUAAGAAAUACCCGGCAGCAACGCCCAACAAGCUUCAUAAUCUUCGAAAAUCGUGUGUAAACAAUGAAAUAUUAAGUACACUUUGUAUACAAUUAAGGUUACAACAUCAUAUUCGACACUUCUCAUCUCGACUUAUUACAGCGAUUCAAAAUUUUGAAAUGACUUUAACCGAAAACAUCCACGGUGGCAGUGGCGAAUUCUGGCUUCAUUCCAACCCACCCAAGGUGUUAUCGGAUGUGAUAGAGAGCUUAAUAGGCGCUGUCUAUGUUGAUAGUGGAUUUGACUUGAAAAAAGUAGAAGAGUUAUUUGAAAGAUGGUUAAAACCUUUAUUAGAUCAACACAUCUCUCCAGAGACUAUUCAAGUUCAUCCUUUAAGUCAAUUCAAAGAGUACAUACAAGAAUAUGGUUGUAUGAAAUGUGAAAUAAAAAAUAUAACUACACCUAUCAUCGGUCCUACUUUACAAAAAUGUGUCAUUUUUAUUCAUACUAUUUCUUUUGCUAGUGGAGCAGGAUUUAAUACUCGUGAAGCAAGAAAACAGGCAGCUAAGAGGGCUUACCAACGAUUGUUAGAUCAUCCCAACCUAUUAAAAUCCAUGUGUGAUUGUAGAUAACCUGUUUCUGAUUGAACUUGAUGAAAUAAAUAAAUAAAUAAAUAAAAUAAUAAAAAAAAAGGCAGAUUCCCGUUU
Molecule: messenger RNA, 4607 nt
Organism: Cokeromyces recurvatus
Lineage: Eukaryota; Fungi; Mucoromycota; Mucoromycetes; Mucorales; Mucoraceae
Exons: 7
Coding region: 30-4532 (1500 amino acids)
Biological process (GO): RNA processing
Molecular function (GO): RNA binding; ribonuclease III activity; ATP binding
Source: RefSeq, a predicted model, not a curated record